Anopheles gambiae (African malaria mosquito) is the source of this 1271-nucleotide messenger RNA. RefSeq lists its product as uncharacterized. Lineage: Eukaryota; Metazoa; Arthropoda; Insecta; Diptera; Culicidae. The transcript has a single exon. The record is from RefSeq and is a predicted model, not a curated record. The coding region runs from base 1 to 1248 and encodes 415 amino acids.
AUGUUUUGUUUCUUUCCAGGUACAGUUUACUUUAAUGCAGCGCAUGGGUGCUUAAAGUGUACCUGUGUAGGGGUACACCUCAACUCGGAGCACAAAAUGAUUUUUGAAUCCGUGGACGCCGAACUGCGUACGGACGUCGGCUUUAAACAACGAGUAGACAAAGACCACCACAAACCAUGGCGAUCACCAUUAGAAAAGCUCAAAAAUUUUAAUAUGAUCGACGGUGUUCCCUACGAAGGUCUCCAUCAGUUUGAUCGCGGGGUGACCCUAAAGCUUGUUCUAGGGUUAUACGAGGGAAUUUUUGAAAAUUUUGAAAAGUGGUCACCCCGACAAAAGGAAGCCGUGAAUACUUUUUUGAUAAAGACACGGCUUCCUUCGGAAGUGAAUCGCCCUAUGCGAUCCUUCCGCUAUCGCCAUUUUUGGAAGGCCACCGAAUUUCGGUCCUUCCUUCUUCAUAUUAGUAUUGCGGUCUUGAAGGAUUUUAUGUCUUUUGAUGCAUUCAAUCACUUCUUGUGCUACUUUUGCAGUGUGACGAUUUUUAAUUCAACGGCACACAAGCAUCUUUGGCCUCUUGCGGAAAAGUUCUUAUACUACUUUGUAAAGAACUUUCCGCAGUAUUAUGGUCGAGCCCAUAUGACCAGCAACGUCCACAAUCUCCUGCACGUGUCAGGAGACGUUUACAUGUUUGGAGCGGUUCCUGAAUAUUCCGCAUAUCGUUAUGAGAAUUAUCUUCAAAUUGUACGCCGAUAUGUGAGAUCGGGCACGCAUGUAGUAACACAGGUAGCCGGCCGUAUGCAAGAAAUUGCAUCAGUGCAAGUGGCUACCAAUCGUGUUACUCAAACAUACCCCCGAUUGAAGGGCAAUGGUGCCGGUAUACACGUAACCGCCGAUUUUGUCCUACUGCCAAACUUUAAGGAUCAAUGGUUUUUAACCACCGAAAAUGGCAUUAUAAAAUUUUUAGAAGCGAAGAGGAUUUCUUCGCUGUUGUACACCGUAAUUGGAAUCCAGUAUGAAACCUGGACGGAGCAGUUUAGUGCGUCGGUAGACGGUGAACAGUUAUCGUCUACCGACCUACAUAUCUAUAAGAUAGAUGAAAAUGGUCCGUCCAGGUCGGUGGAAAUACCACAUUAUGCGAUCAAGUGCAAAUUUGUUGCACUUCGCCUACCCUCUACUUCCUUCAAACAUCCUGAUCCGCAACUAUCUUCCAGUCUAAUCUCCUUAACUCCCCUUCUCCAUACUUUUCAAUAAACUAACUAUAUCAACUAACAUAU